AUGAGCGAUGAAGACACUAUAGAGAAAGCUUUGGAAUUAGGAACAUUGUAUUUCAAAAAUGAGGAUUUUAAGAAUGCUCAAAGCUUGUUUACCAAGGCACUAAAGCUGGCUCUUUCUUAUGACGAAAGUAGCUUGGAGAAGAUACGUACAUCGCAUGGAUUGAGCUCGAGACCUCUUCCAGGAAUGGGGGACUUGGUACAUCCGCGGCUUGUGAAAUUAUUGGACAAUAGAGCCGCUGCUUGGGAGAAAAUGGGUGAUCUACAAAAAGCGUUGAAAGAUUCUCAAAGAUGUAUUAGAUUUGAGCCUUUCAACUUAAAAUGCUAUCUAAGACGCGGUAAGAUACUGCAAAAGCUUGGAAGUCAUCAAGAAGCUCUUGAAAACUACCACGAAGGGCUGCGAAAAAUGAAAGAAAUGGAAAAUAGAUGGCAUUUGGAUUCCUCUACAAAGCUAGUGGAUCUGGUGAAAUAUCAAAUAUCCCUGAUCAACAGCAGAAUAAAGCCACAGGUAAGCUUACCGAAGACGAAAAGAGUUUAUGUCCAACCACCGAAAGAGGCUUCGAAUUCGCCAGCAGUCAAAUUUACAAAAGUUCACUUGGUGCGGGGCAAGUUGGACAUCGUGGGACAAUGCCCAUUGGAAAUUCUAAAGGUAAUUCUAUCAAAAUUAGAAACCAAGCAGCUGGUGAGAUGCCUGAUGGUUUGUAAAGUUUGGUUGGCUCGCAUAUGUAUGUUGCCAGAAGUGUUCAGCCGGUUUGACAUAAGCUCGUGCAAUCAUCGAGCAAUCGUCGCAUUCCAAAAUUUCGUAAACAAGAUCUAUCGUGACCAGAUGGGAUCGCGAAUAGAUUCACUCAGGUUUUCGAGCUCGGCAUUGUCGGUUGAGUCGCGAUCAUUGACCACGUUAAUCCAGAAUUUAGAGCCUCGGGUAAAGACCCUGAUGCUGCACAGCAAAACCACGGACUUCGAACAGUUGACGCUAGCUCUCUCAAAGAAUUUGCCCCUAGCUACAAGCUUGGAAGGGCUCAGCUUAAGUUGCGACUAUCGGGGCAGCGCUUCAGGAUUUUUAGAUCAUCUUUUCGUCAGUUCGGUCAGUAAUGUUCGCCAUUUGGACCUUGUAUUUCUAAGUUCGACAGCGAACAAAGGCUCUAUUAAUAUUCCAAAAGGUACAAUUGCUAACGAAAGCCUAAGCUUGCAGAAGCUUAAAUCUUUCAAAUUGAUCUGUGAUCUAAGAAAGAUGUCACCCUUCUUCCCCUUAAAGUCCCUUCUUCUUUCAGAUUCUUUCCAGAGACUAGAGAAACUCUACAUUUGCGGGGCUACAUUUGAUGUCACGAUGAAAUUCGAUUGGCUAUGUCAUGUCAAGAAUCUUAAGGAAUUAUGGCUCGAAAACAACAAAAAUGCAUACUUGGAAGACUUUGUACGUGCUCUCAUCUACGUACCGGUAUUCCCACUACUCAAGAAAUUGACGUUUCGUGAGCACAGGAUUGCUAACCAGGCUUUAAACCUACGACAGUAUCCACAGCUUAUGGAGAAUACCAUUUUGAUUGGAAACGUGAACACCUUAGAGCACCUCGACUUGAUGAGCACUUCAAUCGGGGCCCUUGGACUGCUUUCUAUUCUUUCACUUUUUGCGUUUGAUAAACUGGAAAAGCUCAACAUUGGUGAUUGUCCUUACAUUCAUUUUCAGAGAGGUAAUGAUAAUGGGUAUAUGGACAUAAAGCGGCUACUUCAAUCUAUCCCUCAUAUCGAAGAACUUUUACUACCCCAGUCUGUGGGACUUGAUGAUCACUGUCUGAAGCUCUUUUCCCAGAACGUCAAAUACGUCAAAAAGCUUAGAAAAUUGGACUUGUCAUUCAACAUGUCAUUGACUGGCGUUUCCAUUUAUGAGCUCUUAAGAGCUUUAAGAGAUGAAUUCGUUGUUCUCGACAAGCUUGAAAUUGACGGCUGCCCCUCAAUAAUGGAAAGCACGGCAAAUGCUUUGAAACAGAGCAGCAUGGUGAAAGAUUUGUCGUGCUCCUACGAAAAAUUGGCUUGGAGAGUUUAUGGAGCUAAUUCUCUGGUAAGUGGGUAA
This is a messenger RNA of Lachancea meyersii CBS 8951, 2061 nucleotides long. The record is from the annotation of a GenBank genome assembly. NCBI's taxonomy places the organism in Eukaryota, Fungi, Ascomycota, Saccharomycetes, Saccharomycetales, Saccharomycetaceae.